GCUCUCUCGCUACCCGCGAGUCGGAAGCCUCCGCGAUGAGCUGGGCGCUGCUCCUUUGGCUGCUGGAGCUGUGCUCCCUGCUCUUGGUGUUGGCGUUGCUGCUGUGCUUCCUGCGGGCAGAUUGCGACCUGACAUUGAUGUGGGCCAAGUGGCAGGGGCGACGCCCAGAAUGGGAGCUGACGGACAUGGUGGUGUGGGUGACUGGAGCAUCAAGUGGCAUUGGCGAGGAGUUGGUUUACCAGUUGUCUAAAUUAGGAGUUUCUCUUGUGCUAUCAGCCAGAAGAGUGCAUGAGCUGGAGAGGGUAAAAAGAAGAUGCCUGGAGAAUGGCAAUUUAAAAGAAAAAGAUAUCCUGAUCUUGCCCCUUGACUUGAUGGAUAGAAGUUCCCAUGAGGUGGCAACCAGAACUGUUCUCCAGAAGUUUGGUAAAAUUGACAUUCUGGUCAACAAUGGUGGGAGAUCUCAGCGUUCUUUGUUUAUGGAAACCAGCAUAGAUGUCUUCAAGGAGCUAAUGGACCUUAACUACUUAGGGACAGUGUCCUUGACUAAGUGUGUUCUACCUCAUAUGAUGGAGAGGAAGCAAGGGAAGAUUGUGACUGUGAACAGCUUUGCGGGAAUUACAUCUGUACCCCUUUCCAGUGGCUAUUGUGCCAGCAAGCAUGCUCUUCGGGGUUUUUUCAAUGCUCUCCGAUCAGAACUUGCCAGCUACCCAGGCAUAUCAAUUUCUACCGUGUGCCCUGGACCUGUGCAGUCAGAUGUCGUGAAGAAUGCCCUAACUGAGGAAGUCACAAAGACUGUAGUAAAUGAUGGGGACCAGUCUCACAAGAUGGCAACUAGUCGCUUUGUACAGCUGAUGUUGAUCUCCAUGGCCAAUGAUCUGAAAGAAGUUUGGAUUGGCGAUCAACCUUACUUGCUGGCAGUAUAUAUAUGUCAGUAUAUGCCAACCUUUGGCUGGUGGUUAAUCAGCAAACUUGCGAAGAAAAGGAUUGAAAACUUUAAGAAGGGUGUGGAUGCAGAUUCCUCUUAUUUUAAAGUCUGGAAGAGAAAACAUGACUAAAAGAAGCAUUUGGAAGUUUUCAACUGGAGAACCACAACAGUCAUAUACACAGAAGACCAGUAUAAGACUAAUUUAUGAUU
Perognathus longimembris pacificus (Pacific pocket mouse) is the source of this 1135-nucleotide messenger RNA. RefSeq names its product dehydrogenase/reductase 7 (gene Dhrs7). The transcript is spliced from 7 exons. Gene Ontology annotation, molecular function: oxidoreductase activity. Lineage: Eukaryota; Metazoa; Chordata; Mammalia; Rodentia; Heteromyidae. The record is from RefSeq and is a predicted model, not a curated record. The coding region runs from base 36 to 1055 and encodes 339 amino acids.